Messenger RNA from Malania oleifera, 1558 nucleotides. RefSeq lists its product as uncharacterized. Lineage: Eukaryota; Viridiplantae; Streptophyta; Magnoliopsida; Santalales; Ximeniaceae. The transcript has 7 exons. The record is from RefSeq and is a predicted model, not a curated record. Gene Ontology annotation, cellular component: U2-type spliceosomal complex; post-mRNA release spliceosomal complex. Gene Ontology annotation, biological process: mRNA splicing, via spliceosome. Bases 284 to 1225 code for a protein of 313 amino acids.
AAAAAGAAAAAGAAAACAGCUGGAUUCGGGAAAUGCGUUGGCGGGCGCGGAAUCCGGCCCGAACGGCGUGUAAACGCCGUCGUUUUUCCCUAAGAACGAAUCCCAAGCCCAGACCCGCACCGACCUAGCAGCCGAGUUUCCAAAGGGCAAAACGACGACGUCUAUGCUCUCUAUUUACAUCCAGGGCCGGUUCUCCAAAAAUCAAUCUAGUCGUCGAACAUCAGAAAUUCGCCGAGAGAAAGGAGAAGAAAAAAAAUAAGGGAAGAAACAAGAAGCAGCGAAAAUGUCGUCACUUGCAGCUGCUAGAGCAGACAAUUUCUACUACCCGCCAGAAUGGACGCCAAAUCAGGGUUCUUUGAACAAGUUCCAUGGUCAACAUGCUUUGAGAGAAAGGGCCAGGAAAAUAGACCAGGGAAUUUUAAUUAUAAGGUUUGAGAUGCCAUUCAAUAUUUGGUGCGGUGGAUGCAAUUCUAUGAUAGCAAAAGGUGUGAGGUUCAACGCAGAGAAAAAGCAAGUGGGGAACUAUUACUCUACGAAGAUAUGGAGCUUUACGAUGAAAUCCGCCUGCUGCAAACAUCAAAUUGUGAUUCAGACAGAUCCAAAAAAUUGUGAAUAUGUUAUUAUUAGUGGGGCUCAACGGAAGACUGAGGAGUAUGACAUCGAAGAUGCAGAAACUUUCGCACUUCCUGCUGAUGAAGAAAGAGGUAAGCUGUCGGAUCCGUUUUACCGUCUUGAACAUCAGGAAGAAGAUUUACAGAAAAAGAAAGAAGCUGAUCCUGUACUUGUGCGCCUACAGCGAUUAUCUGAUGCUAGGCAUUCUGAUGACUAUGCCCUCAACAAGGCUCUCCGAAGCCAACUUAGAAGUCAAAAGAAAAGGGUUGCUGAAGAAGAGGUUGCUUGCAGGAAAAUGGGCCUUGGCAUACGACUGCUUCCGAUAUCUAAAGAUGACACUGCCACUGCAGCGCAUGUGAAGUUCUCUUCCAGGUUUGAAAAGAACAGGAAGGACAAGCGUGCAUUGAUCAAAGCUGGCUCAAUCUUUCAAGGGACACCUGGGUCUUCUGUGUCCGACAAAAAACGUUUGGAUCUUGAAUCCAAGAGAAGAAAGAUAAAGGCAGCUGCAGCAUCCAACUUGCUGGCUGGCGGAUUUAAACCAUCAUCGUGGUCACAGAGUGCUGCUUCUAUGAACAGACACAAGGGGACCUCUGUGGCUGUAAGACAUCAGUAGCUAACUAAGCUUCUUGAGUCUUGAAACUGAUGUGAAUUCCCUUCAGCAAAGCAAUAGAGCAAUCAAGGGACAGGGAACUGUUGUAGGUUUCGCCAUUUCCCUAAAGAGCAUUUUUUCUUGAAGUAAAAACAUCAUAUGUACAGGUUGGGGUGAUAUUGUUUUCCUUAUGCUGUGUUUUGAGGUAUGGAGUUUAUUCUUGGACGAAUGCUAUGAAUUUCAGUGUGUAACUUCUAGGGUUGAGUUUUAUUCUCCCAAACACACUAGUUUUCAUGCUUAAAUUUGCAACACUCUGUAUAAUGUGAUGAAAAUAAAUGUGUUCUUACUUGGUCCGUC